This is a messenger RNA of Episyrphus balteatus (marmalade hoverfly), 714 nucleotides long. RefSeq lists its product as uncharacterized. The transcript is spliced from 5 exons. Bases 62 to 502 code for a protein of 146 amino acids. Gene Ontology annotation, molecular function: odorant binding. NCBI's taxonomy places the organism in Eukaryota, Metazoa, Arthropoda, Insecta, Diptera, Syrphidae. The record is from RefSeq and is a predicted model, not a curated record.
GUAUAAAUAGAAAGUGGUUCACUGUCAAAUGAUUAGUUGACAAACAAGUUGGUGUUUAAUUAUGAAGAAUAUAGUUUCCUUACUUAUUGCUUUAGGUAGCUGGCAAUUCAUAGAGGCCAUGACCGAGUCUGAAGCUAUCGGUGCACUGGAGGGUUUUGGUGAUAAAUGUGAGCCCAAACCGAAUGAGGAUGAUUACAAAAAUAUUGUAAGAAACACGGAGGAUGUUCCACAGUCCACCAAAUGCUUCCGUCUCUGUUUAAUGGAGCAAAUGGAUUUGAUAGUAGAUAAUUGUAAACUAGAUGGUGAAAAACUUACAGACCUUCUAACUAUGGCUUUCGAUGGAAAAGAAGAAGAAACUGCUGAGAUAGCGAAUCAUUGUAAUCUUAAAGUAGGAUGCACGGAUAAGUGUGACGCUGCCCAUGCUCAUUCAAUGUGUAUUUUGAAUCAAAUGAAGAUAAAAAAAUGGCCAUUACCUGAGUUGGAGGAAGACAGUAAACAAUAAGACGCUAUCGAUAAAAGAAAGAUGGAUAAGGAAAAUCAACGACAUGCAUAGCUAUUUUCACUGGCCUACUCUUCUGACGACAAUUAAUUACUGUUUUAUUAAUUAUGUAUAAUGUUAUUUUUUUAAAGCGACCUAAGUGCAAAAUAAAAGAAUCAUCAAGUUCCUCAAAGUGGAAAGAACAUUUUUUAUUAAAGUUGUAACCUGGGUGACCA